UUCCUGGGCCAGCCACAAGCAGCUGCCAGCGUUCCGGCGACCUGGGUGGCUUCCAGGUUCCAGGCUCCGUGGGGCAGUGAGACCCGCACCAUGAGCUCCCUGUCCGCAGCCAAUGGCGCCUUUGCCUUCCGGCUUCUAAAGCUCCUGUGCCCGGAUGACCCCGCAGACAACGUCUUCUUCUCUCCUGUGAGUGUCUCCUCAGUCAUGGCCAUGGUCCUGCUGGGAGCCAAGGGCGACACAGGGGCCCAGAUUGCCCAGGUGCUGGCUUUAAACCCCAAGGGGGACAUUCAUGGUGGCUUCCAGUCCCUUCUCACCCAAGUGAACAGGCCUGGUGCUCCGUUCUCCCUCAGCAUCGCCAACAGGCUCUUUGCAGAUAAGAACUGGAAAUUCCUCCCAUCAUGUACGGAGUCCUGUCUGAAGUUCUACCGUGCCGAGGUGGACCAGCUGCCCAUUGCGGAAGAUCCAGAGAAGUCCAGGAAGCACAUCAACACUUGGGCAUCCAAAAGGACUGAAGGCAAAAUUCAGGAGUUGUUGGCAGAGGGCUCACUUGGUAAGGGGAUCAGACUGAUUCUGGUGAAUGCUGUCUACUUCAAAGGAAGGUGGGACCAACAGUUUGAGGAGUCGUCCACAAGGACAAUGCCUUUUAAAAUAAACCAGAAGGAGCAGAGGCCGGUGCAGAUGAUGUACCAGGAAGCCAGGCUCCCCCUGGCCUAUGUGAGGGAGUUGGGGACCCAGGUGCUGGAGCUGCCCUACACUGGCCGCGAGCUGAGCAUGGUCAUCGUGCUUCCCGUCGAAGGCGUGGACCUCAGCACGGUGGAAAAAAGCCUCACUUUUGAGAAAUUCCAAUCGUGGACCAGUGCAGAGCAGAUGAAGAGUACGGAGGUUGAAGUUUUCCUGCCGAGGUUUAAACUGCAGGAGGACUAUGACAUGGGCUCUGUGCUGCAGCGAUUGGGCAUGGUGCAUGCCUUUGAUGACGCCUGUGACAGCCCCUUGGGCAGCCCGGAGGCAGGGACAGGAGGGCAGGGCGGCCCCGCCCUGCUGCAGCACCAGCCACAAAGGCCCCAGCUUCCUGGGCCAGCCACAAGCAGCUGCCAGCGUUCCGGCGACCUGGGUGGCUUCCAGGUUCCAGGCUCCGUGGGGCAGUGA
This is a messenger RNA of Heterocephalus glaber (naked mole-rat), 1146 nucleotides long. The record is from RefSeq and is a predicted model, not a curated record. Lineage: Eukaryota; Metazoa; Chordata; Mammalia; Rodentia; Bathyergidae.